AUGAUUCAGUUGGAGGUCUGCAUACCGGUAGAGGUGGAAGGCAAAUAUGGAGAGUUCUACCCCGGUGUCAUCAAUGGGUUGAAAUCCUUAGAAGAACUUAAUGUGACACUAUUAGAUUCUUCCCACUCGAAAGCCCUUGUGGAAUUCACUCUCCCUCCUUCCUCGUUGCGUCUCCCUCCAAAGGAUCCAGGAACAGUUCUAGAACCAGUCCAAGGACUAGAGGUUGAUGUGUUAAUCAGCUCAUCUCCUGGCGAGCCACCUGUAGACCAUGAGUUAUCAAGUGAUCCGAUUGCUUCUAAACUUUCUGCCUGGUGGCCUGCUGUUGUAAGGAAAAUUGGUGGGAGUUUUGUUAUUGUGGAGUUAAUGGCUGACUUCUCUUCUGAGAAUGCUGGUUCAAACGAAGUAACUGUCCUUCCCAACAAACGCAUUAGUGUCCCUCACCCUUCAUCACUUGAAAAAACAGAUAUUGUUGAAAAGCACCAAUUGAGACCACGGAUUCAUCAUCCCAAUCUUAGUGUCUCGUCCUUUCACAUCCAUGCUAUAGAUAUACCGGACGAGUUAGCUCCAUAUUGCAGAGAGCCUGCCAAUUACCAUCAUUUUGCGCGACGAUGUGGUUUGCCUGUCCUGAUCACUUUGGCGCCCGACACAUUUAAAUCCGUGUCCCCAGUUAUUAAGGGGGACAGUGAGACGUACAACCUAAAGUCCCGUUUGCUUGUAAUUUCUACAGAUAUCUCCACAAUCAACAGGGCAUCUGUCAUCGACAACACGUUCGUUGACAUGCUGCGACAAAAAGUCUCCAUUUUGCAACAAACUGAAGAACUAUCCAAAAAGUUGGUGGCGUCGCGCCUUAAUCAGCAAUCACCAUUCGUUGAAGAAUUCCUCAUACCUCUGGAUUUAAUCCAUUAUGCAAUUGGCGCUCAAGGGUCAAAUAUUAGACGCGCUAGUGCUAUUGAAGGUGUACUUUCUGUCAAGUUAGAUCGCCAGACUGGUAAUAUCAGGAUUUCUGGGAAGACUCAAGAUGCUGUUAAAAACGCGAAGAAGUUAUUGGACUUCUCUCAAGACAUCUUUCAGAUACCUAAAUCAUAUGUAGGUCCUAUCUUGGGAUCAGGUCGUCGACACGUUCAACAUAUCGUGGAUCGAGUGGGACUUGUUGGAAUCAAGAUUUCUAAAUCACCUGAAGACGAUCGUGAGCACGUUUCAUUCCAGUUAACGGGAACUCAGCAAGCCAUACGUGAUACACAGUUAUUUUUGGAGUUUCAAGUCGCAAGCUUACAGGAGUUAGAUCGGCUUCGUGGUGUUGAGAAUCCGCCGUCUAUAUUAAAACCCAAGGAUGCGACCAUCCCACUUAAAGAUAUUUCGAGCAAUGAUGAGUCUUCAAAUCCUCUCACACAUUCUGAAAAUGGUCAUCGUAUAUCAAACGGUGACAAUCAAAGUUCAAAAUGCAGUGAAUCUAACUAUGCUGUACAUUCAAAUAGUUGCUCAAAUAAGGAGGAUCCGGAGAAACAAGAAACUACUUAUAACAACAUUACAAAUUCACGUCCACAUCCUGGUGGACGUCAGCCCAAGCCGAGACCUCAAGUCAAUCAAAUAAGACCAGAUUCUCGUCAAAUUCCUCGCAUUCAACGAGGCGGUGGUGAAAGUAUUCGCAAUAGUGGAAGUAAUCAUACUGGUGUUUCUAAGUCUUCGGCCAACCAUGUUAACUCCAAAAACCCUAAUCAGCAAAGGAAUCAACCGAAUCAUCGUUCGGAUUCCAUGGGACCUAGAGGACAAAAUAUGUGUGCCCCAAUUGUUAGCUGAAUAAAUUUUCCAGUUGGAGUUCAAUGAACAUUUUCAGUAGACCACUCAGUUUUAAGUGCUUACCCUUACCUCCGCUUUGACUAUCCAAAUAUCCCAUUUUAUUGUACCUUUAUUCAGUUCGGCUGUCAUUUCCUCUAUACACACUCACACUGUGUAAAUCAGAUUGGAUAACUGGAAACUUGUUUAAGGGUGAUUUUUAAAUAAUCUUUCUUAUUUUUAGUGCAUAUUACUAAAUAUUCUUUGCUUUUUUCUUCCUGGUGAUAUUCACGUAUUGUUUCAACCAGUUGUAAUCUUGAACCAUGUUCUGUAUAUUGUUUCUGUUAGUUUCUGGAUUCACCAACUAAUAAAAACAAAGUAUUAUCAUACUUGGUAAUUAUCCAUUUUUAGUAAACAUCUUUACUUUCACCCGUAUCUGAACUUAUGGCAUUACCUCAACCUAAUACCUCAGAUUUAUGUACAAAUCAUGAACUAUAUGAAGGGUUAUCCUACUAUACUUGAUUUGUAUUAUAGUUUUUAUUUAGUGCGUUUAUUAUUCAUUUCAUGUUGACUUGUUUAUCGUAAAAAGUAGACCACAAUAAGAGUUAAUAUAGUGUGAGUUGUCAAUAUUCUGUCGCUUAGGAUUUAUCACCAUAUAAUUUGAAUUUGAAUCACUUUACUGUAGUACACGGCACUCAGUACAAUGUUUUAUAGCAAUCAGUUUUAAAGCAAAUGGUUCGUUUAAUAAAUGCACUGAAUCUAUUCAGUCUAGCUUGAUAUUCUGAUUAUCGAUAGUCUUAUCGUUAUUACCAUUAUGUCAUUCAUGUAUUUUAAGGGGAAUUUCGUUAAAUCCGUUAAUUAGGUAUUUGUCGUUGUUGGUGAACAUCAUUUAAAAAGAAACGGCUGCUAAAAUACUCAUUAACUAGUAGUUUAUUAGAGAUUUAUUAAUGUGACUGGUGCAGUUUUUACGAUCCUAACUUCCAUAAUUAAGUCCCAACUUAGGUUCAGAAACAUCAAAUCAGAGGAAAUGAGACAUUUGUUUCGUCAACCAGAUUUUGUUAGGUUACAAACAUGGACAUAUGUACCACUUUGACCGUGAAAGUGGAACUUGAUUUCAUUCAUUGGAGGGUUUUGUAUGAUUAUUUCACUGGGAUUGCUAAUAUGUACUGCUACAGGCACCAUUAAUGCACUCAUUUUUGUAAACUUGUUUCAGACAACUAUUAGUUGUGUCGUCCAUUGGUAUUUACUUUACUGUCGGUAUGCUUCUAUUGGCAAAAUGCUGUUUGACUUGUUCUGUAAUCUGCCACUUUUAAUGAUUUCGCAUAGUAAUUAACGCGGUAUGAGGUUCUGAGCAAAGGAAAUCAGGAUUUUCUGUGUGUAAACUAAUAUGCGGUUUUGUGUCAUAUCUGAAAGGUCGGUUUCUGCUUUAAACUCUGUGUUUGAGAAUCUGGUACAACGUGACUCCAGUUUAUAUGUAAUGUGUCGAUCGAAUGUCCAAUGUUGUCGCAGCAUAAUUUCGUUUCCAGGUCGUAUUAUCAUAUUGUAGUAACAUUCUUUGGCCAAAGGAAAAGCCUUUGUUUGACCGUUAUAUUAGUAAUUCUAUGCAGUCUUGUUAGAAUAAAUAACUGUAGAAUGCAAUUUAUCUGGUGAAAAUUCCCAUUUAGACGACGAAUAGAGCGAAAAAUUUUCCAUUCGUUUUUCAUCAUGUAUAUUAAUAUCAUGCUAGUAGCGAUUUAACACAAUGAUUAUAUAACAGUGUUUAUAAAAUGACAUUAAGUAAUUAAGUAGUUGAGAGAAAUGGUUAUGGUAAUCAAAGUAAUUAUUCGAAAAAUUCGACUAAGGUUGCGACAUUACUUAGUACGUGAGGAAAGCUCAGUAUUGUAGUAAUAUUAAGAAUCAAGAAACUGCUAUUGAAAGUAUCUCCUAUGGAGUGGUAUUAAAAUGUUGGGUGACUGACUGUUUCUUUAAGCGACCCAUUGUACAAAUCUGGAAGUCCAUCAUCUCAUGGUGGAACACCAUCCAUCUUGGUUUAACAAAGGACAGGUGGGAGUGACUAAGAGUUCAACUCUCACAUGGUAAACAAAAAAGGUCGUGUUGAUUUGAAUAAAGCUUUAAAAGUUUCCAACAUAUCCCAUCAAAUUUACCACCUUGUUUGCAAGUUUGUCUUGUACAUAUUACUGAAUCUAUCGGAAUCCAUAUUCACAAACCUAGCUUUUGCAUUCAAAAGAAAUUUGUACAACCAUUAUCGCUAUCUUGGUCGUCCGUAUAAGAGCGAGCUUUAGUGAAAUUUUAAUUAAACCAAUUUUCUAAUUUAUUUCACUUUUGUAUUUCUGCAUAUUUUCAACGUAUGAUGAAUUCACUGUAG
Schistosoma haematobium is the source of this 4138-nucleotide messenger RNA. Its product is annotated as Synaptic functional regulator fmr1. The record is from RefSeq and is a predicted model, not a curated record. NCBI's taxonomy places the organism in Eukaryota, Metazoa, Platyhelminthes, Trematoda, Strigeidida, Schistosomatidae. The transcript is spliced from 7 exons. Gene Ontology annotation, cellular component: membrane; axon; dendritic spine. Gene Ontology annotation, molecular function: protein homodimerization activity; translation regulator activity; mRNA 3'-UTR binding. Bases 1 to 1797 code for a protein of 598 amino acids. Gene Ontology annotation, biological process: regulation of modification of synaptic structure; regulation of dendritic spine development; positive regulation of translation.